This is a messenger RNA of Carlito syrichta (Philippine tarsier), 2468 nucleotides long. RefSeq names its product tectonic family member 3 (gene TCTN3). Gene Ontology annotation, biological process: smoothened signaling pathway; cilium assembly. The coding region runs from base 16 to 1842 and encodes 608 amino acids. The transcript has 14 exons. NCBI's taxonomy places the organism in Eukaryota, Metazoa, Chordata, Mammalia, Primates, Tarsiidae. The record is from RefSeq and is a predicted model, not a curated record.
GGGGUCGCCUGCCCCAUGGGCGCCCCGCGACUCGUGCUCCUGCAGGUGUUCUUCCUGAUGUUCCUCGAGGGCGCCCGGCCUCAGCCCUCUUCUUCCGCAUCAGAGGCAGCGUCCCCCUCUCCGGACCAGGGGCCAGGGACGCAGAGCGGGACCCUCCAGUCGUCCUCGGAGGGCCCUGCCACUACCCCGGCGGCGCCUGGGAUCUCCACGGCGGGGCCUCCUCUCGUGAUCCCCUCGGCGCCUGGAAAUAAGACCGUGGACCUCUACCCGGUCUUGCCGAUCUGUGUCUGUGACUUGACUCCUGGUACCUGCGAUAUAAAUUGCUGCUGCGACCGAGACUGCUACCUUCUCCGUCCCAGGACGGUUUUCUCCUUCUGCCUUCCUGGCAGUGUGAGGUCUUCAAGCUGGGUGUGUAUAGACAACUCUCUGAUCUUCAGAAGUAAUUCCCCGUUUCCUUCAAGAGUUUUAGUGGAUUCAGAAGGAAUUAGGCGGUUUUGUGUCCAUGUGAAUGACUCAAAAUUAAACUAUUUCCAGAAGCUCCAAAAAGUCAAUGCAAGCAACUUCCAGGCCCUGGCUGCAGAGUUUGGAGGCGAACCAUUUACUUCAACAUUCCAGACCCAGUCACCACCACCAUUUUACAGGGCUGGGGACCCCAUUCUGACUUACUUCCCCAAGUGGUCUGUAAUAAACUUGCUGAGACAGCCUGCAGGGGUUGGAGCUGGGGGACUCUGUGCUGAGAGCAAUCCUGCAGCUUUCCUAGAGAGCAAAAGUACAACCUGCACUCGUUUCUUCAAGAAUCUAGUAAGGAGCUGUACCUUGGAUUCAGCUCUUGAUGCUGCCUCUUACUAUAACUUCACAGUCUUGAAGGUUCCAAGAGCUGUCACUGAUCUGCAGAACAUGGAGCUCCAGGUUCCUGUAACACUUAUCUCACAGGCUGGUCCUCCUCUGUUGGCUGGAGAUGUUUGUCAGAAUGCUGUUUCCCAGGUCAUCUAUGAGAUUGAGACCAAUGGGACUUUCGGGAUCCAGAAGGUCUCUGUCAGUUUUGGACAAACCAACCUGACUGUGGAGCCAGGUGCUUCCUUAGAGCAGCACUUCAUCAUCCGCUUCCGGGCUUUUCAGCAGAGCACACCUGCUUCUCUUACUGGGCCCAGAAGUGGGAAUCCUGGCUACAUUGUUGGGAAACCACUCUUGGCUCUAACUGGUGAUGUGAGUUACGCCAUGACUCUGUCACAGAGCCAGGGUGAUGGGACUUGUUCUGUUAAGAGACAUGAAGUGCAGUUUGGAGUGAAUGCAAUAUCUGGAUGCAAACUCAGGCUGAAGGAAGUAGACUGCAGCCACUUGCCACAGGAGAUUUAUCGGACUCUUCAUGGAAAGCUGAGGCCAGAGCAUGUUGCCAUCUUUGGCAAUGCUGACCCAACCCAGAAGGGAGGAUGGACCCAGGUCCUCCGCAGGAGCUGCAGUGGUCCGGCUGGGAACUGUACUUCUUGCUGUCUCAUACCUGUUUCCCUGGAGAUCCAGGUACUGUGGGCAUAUGUAGGCCUCCAGUCCAACCCGCAAGCUCAUGUGUCAGGAGUCCGAUUUCUGUAUCAAUGCCAGUCUAUACAGGAUUCUCAACAAGCAGCAGAAGUACCUUUGACGACUCUUGUGAACUUUGUGGACAUUACCCAGAAGCCAGAGCCUCCGAGGGGCCAACCCAGAAUGGACUGGAAAUUGCCAUUCGACUUCUUCUUUCCCUUCAAGGUGGCAUUCAGCAGAGGAGUAGAGUCUCAGAGGGGCUCAGUCUCUCCCCUCCUUACCCUGUGCCUCUUGCUACUUGGAGUUCUCCACCUAGAAACUAAGUGAAGAAAAGAGAAUAAUUCAAUUUCAGUCUUCCCUAUGGGAAGCUCCACAGAGGCCUACUUAUCUUGGCUAGCUAGAUCCUCCGCUGAUAACGACCAGAGGCUAACAGAGGACCCACCUGAAGGAAUCUUUGUACCUGAAAGAAGGCAUUCUAGAAAAGCGAUACAUGUCUUUUAUUCAUCAUAGCUCUCUGCUUAGGGCUCUGCUGGCCACCAGGUACACGUUAGGUUCUCUGCAUCUCAAGCUGGGAAGGCAAAGAGGCUUCCUCCAGCCCUUCUGAUGGUGUCAUGCCUAGCUAAAGGUUUGCAAGAGCCCUGCAGAGGAACACCCUCCUGCUGUCACCCAGAGUGAACUCAGGAAGAGCUGCUCUCUGGACUUUGGAGAAGCUGACUGUUCAGGAUGGAAAACUGCUGGCUGGCUAUAUAUUCUGUCUGGCUCCCAUGCCAAAGUCUGACCACACCCUUUGCCCAAGCAUGAGUGGGGAAAGCAAUUCUUUCUGCUCAAUUUCCAAAAUGCGUGGGGAAUCUCAGCUUCCUUUUCUACUAGCGAAUGACCCCUACCAUUUACCUCUGUUCUUCCUUUCCCUCCUUUGUGGUGAAGAGAAAUAAAACAGAGUUUUGCUCUACUAA